UCGUAUUCCCCUCCAAAUAAAAUAAUAUUAACUAAGAAAAUGUACGCGUCACGCGACCCCUCUGCUCGCCGUUUUGAAAUUUGAACUUGAAAUCCCUUCCGGAGAACAUGCAACGCCCUAUCUGCUUUGCUAUUGGAUCCAUCUGCGGGCCCCAUGUGACUCAGCCCGACUGCAACCGCAUCACGAGGCGGGUAGGCGAGUGGGUAAUCUUGGACUUUCAAGCAAAUGUUAGGUUCGCGACGUGCACAAAUAUAUACGCACAAUUCUUUUGCUGUCUCUCUACGGGAAUUUAGGGUUCCUUUUUCUCUCUCGCUCUUUCAAGCCGUCUCCGCCAAAGCCAAAUCCAAGAAGAGAAGCCUCGCAUUCCAAUUACAUAUACUUCAGUCGGAUGAUGCAUUGGCGCAGUCCGCAGUUCGCGUCUUCCUCUCUGCCCUCCGCCGAAGCAGCGGCGGCCGCAGCAGCCUCUGUCGAGGUUAGCUCGAAAUCUCGGAGUGCUUGGUUUCUUGAUGUGGAUGACGAUGGGUAGUGGCCGCCCGAUGAGUGAGUGAGUUGUCUUUUGCCUUCUUGUUCUUGCGAUCCCUUUUGUGGAAUCGGGUAGCUUCGUGGAGACUUGCUGGUUUUGACCACCUACCCAAUUAUGUGGCGUCCGCCUUCGUUUGGAGAACACUUUCCUUCCUUUUUCUUUUCCUGCGUGCAAGAAGCCGUAAUGAACCGUCCAGGAUAUGGAUGUGUAUUGCCUGUAUCCAAGAUGUUGAUCAUGUACUUGCAGAUGGACCGAUCGGACACAUCUUGCAGUUGCUCGCAUUGUGUUGGGGGGCGGUUACAGUGCCGUGAAUUGUUUUGGAACUUCAGUCCUCAUCAUACAAAGCAGGAAGAUUUUGGUGGUUCUGCUCUAUCCUACCAGUUAAAAUGCCCAAGGAAAGGAGGUCACGGUCUCUGUCAUUUGAACGGCGAUCCCGUGCAUCACCUUUUCCAUCUACUUCUUCCUCACGUAUCCAAACUGAUUCUGUGGAGUCGGCCAAGGACAUUAAAGAAUGGGAGGAGGUUCGUUGCCCUGUGUGCAUGGAGCACCCCCACAAUGCUGUUCUCCUUCUAUGCUCCUCACAUGACAAUGGUUGCCGUCCGUUCAUGUGUGACACUAGCUAUCGUCACUCUAAUUGUCUGGAUCAGUACCGCAAGGCCUUCUCUGGAUCUAAGUCACUCCAGGAUAAUGGUGAUGCACAACAGCCAGCUAAGCUUUCAUGCCCUCUUUGUCGAGGGCUAGUCACUAGUUGGACAGUCAUAGAGCCAGCUCGCAAAUAUAUGAAUGCUAAGACUCGUAGCUGCUCUAUGGAGUCAUGUGCAUUUAGUGGUGUUUAUGGUGAGCUAAGGAAGCAUGCAAGGAAAGAGCAUCCAUCUGUGCGGCCAUCAGAGGCAGAUCCUGAUCGACAGCAAGACUGGAGAAGGAUGGAGCGACAGCGGGACCUUGGAGACCUGCUCAGCAUGUUUCGUUCAUCAGUUACCAGAGAGGAAGAUGGGUUCUACAUUAAUGAGGAUGACGAAGAGGCUAAUGGCAGCGUCUUCAUAUUUCCCUCGGUCACUAUGCUUUUGGUAGUGCAUGUGCGUCAAGCUGGAGGUAGCGAUACUGCUCGUUCAUCUCUGCCACAGUCUUCUAGACCAAGAACCUCUCUGCAGGAUUCAUCAAGGGGUCAAAGGGGAAGUAGAGUGAUACUAUGGGGAGAGACCUUGAGCAAUUCAACAUCUGUUGGGAGAACGAGCCAUAGCAAUGGAGCUAUUGGCGAUGGUGGAUCUGAUGAGACAGAUGCAGCUUCUCAACAGAACCAAGAAAGGCAGUGACGGCAGUUCCGGAUGUUGGAUGAUGAUGGUGUAUCUUGAUUCUAGUUUUCCUUUUCACGUUUGAAGCGCAGCUAGUUUCUGUGCACUUGUCAUUGGACUAUGGUCAAGAUGAUAGAUGAUUGUGAUGCAUUGUGAUGUUAAUUCUUUGUGUAGCCUUUGAAUCUCUGAACUGGCUGCUGCAUGCGCACAGCUCAUGGUUAAUCACUGCUGCUUUUACCGCAGCAAGCAACAUUCACAGAUAUUGUAAAGUUGUUCAUAUAAUCCGUUGUUCUGGAAGUGCUGAGCCAAAUAAUGAUGAUUUCCUGCCUGAUCUGGACUCAAGUAUUAAAGUAAAGAAGUAAAAGAGAUUGGUCA
Musa acuminata AAA Group (dessert banana) is the source of this 2190-nucleotide messenger RNA. RefSeq lists its product as uncharacterized. The record is from RefSeq and is a predicted model, not a curated record. Bases 910 to 1836 code for a protein of 308 amino acids. The transcript has 3 exons. Lineage: Eukaryota; Viridiplantae; Streptophyta; Magnoliopsida; Zingiberales; Musaceae.